UCCGAGUCGCGCGCGAGGCGUGGGGCGGUGCUGGAGAGCUGAGGCCGCGGCCAGCUCGACGCUUGGACUGUCCAGCGAGCGCAGCGCAGCGUAGCGGGAGCCGCCGGCAGCUAGAGCAGCCCCGGAGCAGAAGCAGAAGCAGAAGCAGAAGCAGCAGCCGCGUCGCCGUCCGCGGAGCCAGCCAAACCGGCCAUGGCGUUGUCGAUGCCGCUGAACGGGCUGAAGGAGGACAAAGAGCCCCUCAUCGAGCUCUUCGUCAAGGCUGGCAGUGAUGGUGAAAGCAUAGGAAACUGCCCUUUUUCCCAGAGGCUCUUCAUGAUUCUUUGGCUCAAAGGAGUUGUAUUUAGUGUCACAACCGUUGACCUGAAAAGGAAGCCUGCAGACCUGCAGAACUUAGCUCCCGGGACCCACCCUCCAUUUAUAACUUUCAACAGUGAAGUCAAAACGGAUGUAAAUAAGAUUGAGGAGUUUCUUGAAGAAGUCCUAUGUCCUCCCAAGUACUUAAAGCUUUCACCAAAACAUCCAGAAUCAAAUACUGCUGGAAUGGACAUCUUUGCCAAAUUCUCUGCUUACAUCAAGAACUCAAGGCCAGAGGCAAAUGAAGCACUGGAGAGGGGUCUCUUGAAAACACUCCAGAAACUGGACGAAUACCUGAAUUCUCCCCUCCCUGAUGAAAUUGACGAGAACAGUAUGGAGGACAUCAAGUUUUCUACACGGAAAUUUCUGGAUGGCAACGAAAUGACAUUAGCUGAUUGUAACCUGCUGCCCAAACUGCACAUCGUCAAGGUGGUGGCCAAAAAAUACCGCAACUUUGAUAUUCCAAAAGAAAUGACUGGUAUCUGGAGAUACCUGACCAACGCCUGCCGCAGGGACGAGUUCACCAACACCUGUCCCAGCGAUAAGGAGGUCGAAAUUGCAUACAGUGAUGUCGCCAAAAGGCUCACCAAGUAAAUAGCACUUGCCAGAGAGACAUCUUCAGAUCUCCCCUGGGAAUAUGCUUUCCUAACAGACAGCUCCUCUUCUAUAUAAAGUAGAAAUGUAUUUUGCAUGAAUGAGCAGUGAUUCAAGAUUAGGAUCAGGGUAGACAAGGUAUAGUAGUUAUCUAGAAAUAUACACUCCUAAGCAGUAUUAUCCUAAAAUCCUUCCACCCGCCUUCCUCUCCCUCCUUGUCCUCCCUCCGCUCAUUUGGAGACACUCCUUGACAAACUCUUCUCGGGAGAGGCCAUUGGCCGCCUCUCUGGAGUCCUCACCAUUGUGUCCAUUCACUGUGUACAGGUGGCAGAACUUUCAAGGUGCAGUUUUUAAGUGUUAAAAAUAGUAGCCUUGACAACAGUCAACCCCAAACUGGCGAGUAGUGUAUGGUACAAGGAAUAUUUAUGUUUUUUGGAAUUUGUAAUAUUUAGUAAGAGUAUAUGAAAGGAUUGCUACUGUAUCAAAAAUACUGUGUUUCAAUUUAGUCUAUCCUGGAUUUGUGCUUAAGGAUAUUACCACCAGGGAAGAGAGCCUGCUACAGAAAGUCACUACAGAUUCUGCUAUUUUCUUUGUAGAUAGAUUUUUAAUUUUCCCUAAAAUCAUUUAUUCUUACACAAAUUGUAAUGCCUGACACUAUUGGAAGCUAAUGCAGAGAGACGGAUGUUCAUUUCGAGAGAAAUUGAUGGGCAUCUGGCGGCCUGUUUAUGUGGUGUUUGUUCUGUGUAUUUGUCCAGUGCCAUUCAUUAGGACUGUCAUUGCCUUCAUUAAAAAAAUGCCUUUCUAGGUAGCCAUAGACCUUGCUGUUUGUAGAUAUUUUGAGCAACACUACAUAAACUGAUACUUAAGUUGAUUUAGCUGUAGCAAUACAAUGACAAGUAAUGUAAAAUUAACACAGAAGUCAACCUAAGGAAUGUAGGGUGGGUUUAUCAAAAUAACAAGUAACUUUUGUUUCUAAAGCACAUUUCAUGUGGACAAUCUGGAGAAUGCAUUAUCCAUCCCAUGUUAGAAAUGACAGCAGAGAUGACCAGCACUGUCCUUCCGCCUCCAUUCACUGUUAGGCUUUGCCCAGAGGAUCAGUCACUCCUUUUGGGCUAAAUUGUAGUUGUCACAGUGAGUAUGUAUUUACUACACAGUUUUGCCUAAUUUCAAUCACCACGCUUUCUUGAGUUAAAUUUUUCUUUAUUUUAAAAUUGAAAGCCUAAACCAGAGAUUAUUUGUGCUCUAACAAAGGAGAAUGAACUUGGUGAAGGUAGAAGUUUGCUGUGUUAGUACUGCUCCAAAGACUCUGGUCGUGACUAUAGUUUUUAGUAACUUUUAUACCUAACUUGUUUAAGAAGUGCAUUUCUAAUAAGCUUUGGUUUUUUUGUUUUGUUUUGUUUUUUGUAAGUAAUUUGCUUUUAGAUGGCAAUGUUUCCUCCUUUGAUAGGCCACCAUUUAAGCUCUGGCUUUAUGGAAGCCUUCUGAUUUGUAGAAGCACACUGCCUUUUUUAAGCUGUCAGUGAUUAGCUUAGUAUAGAGAGAUAAGAAAAACUCCAUCUGUGUCCAUGUGGCUCAGGGAGAUUCCUUUGUCUUACCUUCCUUAAUACUCUCUUUAUUGCUGAUCGAAAGUUUGAGGGCCCAUCAUUUGAUAAUUAAAUAUUGGAUGAUACUGAUCUGGUUCCAGAAGAAAGUACCAUCUCAUUCUCCAUGGAGAGCUCUCAUUGCAGUGGCUUCAGUGGGUGGAAGUGGCCCGUUUGCCCCAGUGCACAGGCUGGCAUUUCAUCUUCACCUACUCUUUAAAUAACGGCAAUUUGGCCUUGGGCGAUACUGAGCCUUGCCUCCUAGCUUAAGGUGUGAAGAAGACCCCAAGAAGGGGUGUGUUAUGUUGUGAGUGGUGGACUAAGUGAUGCAGAGUGGAGGGCUUCUGGAGGGAAGAGCAUGCUUCUUGAACAGUGGUGAAGGACUUCUGAAAGUCCUUGUGGAGGGUUUCCACUUCGCGUGUUUAUUCUCCCCAUGGCCUUCUAUUUAUCCAGCUGGCUGUCUCUGCAUGUCCGAGGAAGGCAGAAUUACUUUGCUCUGUAGAAACACAGGUUUUAUUUCUGACAAGGAAGUUAGUCAAAUGAAAUUGAUUGGCAAAUGAACAAAAGCUAGUUAAGAGGAGGAUGCCAGAGCAAGCUUCUACCCCAUUGCAUGUUUGUGGAAAAACCAUGGCUUAAAAUCUUGAGCAAUUUGGGAUAUAAAAAUUGCCAUGGAUUCUUGUGGUGUGUGGGAUGACAUGGAAGUCAUCUGUUUUCUGUAGCUAAUGAAUCGCUUAACCUCCUUUUGUUCCAUUUCAAUGAGGAGAUUGGAGUCUGGAUAGAAAGUCUCACUAUCUUUCCAGGGAUACUGAGAAAUUUUUUUGUUAAACAGCUGGAGAGCUCUUUACUGUUCCAGCUGAUAUAACUUCCUUUAUUUGAUGCAGAUACAAAUUUUCAGUAAAGUGCAAAUAAGAUUUAUUUCUUAUUAACAUUGGCUUUCAUAACUUCAAACCCUUGAGCAGUCUGUGCACAGUGAAGACCUGUCCAACAUUUAUUUCUGCACUGCGUGGCUGAAUCAGCUGUAGAACUUACACAUUUGUGCCGCUGCCGAGUUCAGAAUCUCUCCAGAGUUGUGAACGUUCCUUUUGUUUCUGUGCAUUUAAGAAGCCCAUUUAGAGAAUCUCUACAAAGUAAAGAUGAGAGGAACUAGAAAUUAUUUUUUCAUGAACAUUUUGAUACACAUUUCAUCAAGCUAAUUGACUCACCAAUUUCUUACACUGGUUAUAAUCAAUAUUUAAUUCUAAGAAAGGGAAGCUUCAUUAUUGCUAUUUAUGGCUUUUCAGAUUCCAUCAUUUACAGAUUAUUAAUAGGUUGAGACAACCAAAAUUAUAUUUUUAUCAUGAAAACCCUCCACUCCCCAAGCCAUAAUGUUGACCAACAAUGGGGUAUUUCCUUUAGAAUUUCUUGAACAGGCAAAUCUUAUCAUAGAAUGCUUUGGACUUCUUUCCUCUCUCUGGAACAUCCACACCAGUAUAUUGCUGGCAGCUAUUGUAUUAAAAAAUAAAUAUAUUUUCACUAUCAUAAAGGAUU
Castor canadensis (American beaver) is the source of this 4058-nucleotide messenger RNA. RefSeq names its product chloride intracellular channel 4 (gene Clic4). Lineage: Eukaryota; Metazoa; Chordata; Mammalia; Rodentia; Castoridae. The record is from RefSeq and is a predicted model, not a curated record.